AUGAACCGCUUGAUUCAUUACGGUAGCACUGACGCCAUUCCAUUCUACAAUUGCUCAUGGGAACCAGAAUCCGAAUGGUGGCAAAAUGGGGUUCAACGACCAUUGUUGGGAUAUCCAAUCACAGUUUUCGGAAUAUUCAUCGAGUUACUAUAUAUUCCAAUUGUUUGGAUCAUUUUCAAAACUAAAUUGAUCCGACACACUUGUUAUAAGACUAUCGUUUUGUUGGCAGCAACGGAUAUGUGUGCAAUAAGUUGCAGCUGCAUCAUAACUGGAAUCCUUCUGAUCCAAGGUGCUGUCUUCUGUGCCUAUCCCACAUUCAUCUACAUCUGCGGAGGAAUUGCUCUUUGUACCUGGUGUGGUGCUUGUGCUAUUACCCUCUCCCUAUUCCUCAACCGAAUCGUUAGUAUUGGUUUUCGAGAUUAUGCUUUUGAGAAGCCUAUUGCUUAUACCACAAUGAUUUUAAGUGUGGUGUAUAUGUUCUACAUCAGCUUCUUCACAACUCCAGCGUGUUUUAACUCUCUGAUUAUGGCAUGGCCAUCGGAUCCGUUAUCGGAGAAGGAACCAAGUGAGGAGGCAUCGAAUUAUUACCGUAACGAUUCUCAAGCCUGGAACAACUGGAUAUUCGUAAUUUGUAUGCUUUUUAUGUUCACUAUCUAUUGUGGUUUGAUUAAUAAAUUGGCAAGGGGUCAGAAUUCCAAAGCAUCCAGAGCGAUCUUCAUUCAAUGCUGCAUAAUUUGUUUCUUCAAUUCCUGUACAGCAAUCUUCUACAACGUCCUCGCCUUCAUUACUCCAUCUCCAGCAAUUUUGGUUUUUGGUCAAUUAUGUUGGUCAAUUAAUCACGGAUGUCCUGCAUUGAUCUACGUCACAUUGAAUGACACCAUUCGGCGGGAAUUCAAAAAAUUGAUUUUUAGAAGUUCAACGAAUAAAGUGGAAGAGGGAACAUCUGGGAACAGAGCAUCGGUUUCCAGGAACUCCAUUUUCGAAUAUUUUGUAAAAUUGUAA
This is a messenger RNA of Caenorhabditis briggsae, 1002 nucleotides long. RefSeq names its product Protein CBR-SRT-44.2 (gene Cbr-srt-44.2). The transcript is spliced from 4 exons. The record is from RefSeq and is a predicted model, not a curated record. The coding region runs from base 1 to 1002 and encodes 333 amino acids. NCBI's taxonomy places the organism in Eukaryota, Metazoa, Nematoda, Chromadorea, Rhabditida, Rhabditidae.